Messenger RNA from Nothobranchius furzeri (turquoise killifish), 2028 nucleotides. RefSeq names its product guanylate kinase 1a (gene guk1a). NCBI's taxonomy places the organism in Eukaryota, Metazoa, Chordata, Actinopteri, Cyprinodontiformes, Nothobranchiidae. Gene Ontology annotation, molecular function: GMP kinase activity. The record is from RefSeq and is a predicted model, not a curated record. Gene Ontology annotation, biological process: purine nucleotide metabolic process. Gene Ontology annotation, cellular component: cytosol.
AGAAUGAGGCCCAAAAUUAUGAUUUUAAAGUAUCGAGCUGUGUAGAGCGCGUGACGAAAUGAUCGGAUGUGCAAGAUGCUGUGGCUACAACUUCUUAAUAAGCAAGUAACAAAAGUAUUGCUUUUCUACGUAUUUGUGUAGCUAACUUUGCUUGAUGUUUGUCGCGCGCUUUAUUGACGCUCGUGAACGUCUUGGGCCGUAGUGAUGACGUAGUCAGCUCAGUUCUCCUAAUGGCUCUCGAAGUGAGAACACAGAGCUCUGGAGGGAGGUAGUAUUCGGACACGGUCUCGGAGCCUCAGACUAACCGCUCUCCGCAUGUACCUGAGGCUUUGCACCAGGCUAUUUUCAGCGAUGGCUGGACCCAGGCCAGUGGUGUUCAGCGGCCCGUCGGGGGCAGGAAAAAGCACUUUGCUGAAAAAGCUAAUGAAAGAAUAUGAGAAUGUCUUUGGCUUCAGCGUUUCCCACACAACAAGAAAACCUCGUCCUGGAGAAGAGAACGGCAAAGAUUAUCACUUUGUAACACGGGAGGCGAUGCAAGCAGCCAUCAACAACGGCGAGUUCAUUGAGAACGCGGAGUUUUCAGGGAACAUGUAUGGGACAAGUAAAGCCGCCGUGCAAGCCGUCCAGGCAAAGAACCUCAUCUGUAUACUUGAUAUUGACAUGCAGGGCGUGAAGAACAUCAAAAAGACGGACCUCAACCCCAUUUACAUCUCCAUUCAGCCACCGUCCAUGGAGACUCUGGAAAAGCGUCUGAGAGACAGAAAAACCGAGUCAGAAGAGAGCCUUCAGAAGCGUUUAAACGCAGCCAAGGUGGACAUUGAGUUCAGUAAAGAGCCAGGGGUGUUUGAUGUCAUUGUCAUCAAUGAUAGCUUGGAGGAUGCUUACGAGAGGUUAAGACAGGCCCUUCUUGGGGAAAUCAGCAAGGUCAAGAAAGUCAACCCGUCUUUGUAGGAGAAAGCAGCCUCCUGUCGUUCUCUCCGUCUCAUCCAGCCACUCCUCGUGAAACCACAGACUUCCAUUCAAGCCAUGUACAUUCCCUCAGAUGGCCUGUAAACAGUUCACUUUAUUACAGCUAUAAACACGUAGGUGUCACUCUGCGUUUAGAAUCGGUAACUAUUUUUGAACUAAUGGGGGACUUUUUAAGAUGUUUUAUUUAUUUUUUGACAUGUAUGAAGAAAAAGAUGCUCCAAUAAUUCUUACUUGAAGUGUGACUGCUAGUCGUCCGUGAGACGGAGAUGGCUGCAGUCAAGUGGGCUCACCAAACCGGAUUUGCAAAACUCAUUCCAUCAUGUGGACGAACUGGUUCACCAAGGGCAGGAAAUAAACACCUUUGAUAGAGUUGAUUAACCAAACUGUGCAUCUGUUUUGUGUUAUUUUAUGUGCUGCCCCUCUGUGUUGACGGGAGAGUUGAUCACCCGGAAACAUUAAAGAUGUGCAGGUUACAGUGAGAGUUGAAAACUCAAACCUAUUUCUGGAAAAUGUGAUUGUUUACUUUAUGAACUGCAAGAACUUUUCAGACCGUGAAAUUAUUCCAGUGGUGGUGGAUUAUUUUCUCAAAGAUUUGUUUUAUUAUAUUAAAUACAUUUUUUUUUGUAUUUUUGUGCUCAUAGAUCCCAUUAUAAAGAUGCAAUGUUUGCUUAGAAAAACAUUACAUACAUUCUCCUACAUUGUGUAGACUUGUUAUUUUGCUUUGAAGAAGACAGAUAAAUUAAGCAGCUGAUUGUAAAUUUAUAAUUUUUAUAUUGCAUAAUUUGCUCACUUACCAGCUGUACUUGUCCAGUCACGACAUUCAGUGGACUUAAAUAACAAAGGAUAAAAUAUGUUCCUUAUUCUUUACCUUGACUAAAAAACACAUGAAAUUGUAAGUAAACAUUUAAAAAGUACGCUUUUGUAAAUUGCCAUGACUUUUGUGGCACUGAAAAAGUGCAUUUAAGCACCAUGUGACAUCCAUAUUUUUCUUAAGUCCAUCAAAUGUUUAAUAGCAAUCCUAUGUUACACAUUUAAACCUAAAUAAAAAUGUUAAAACCA